Molecule: messenger RNA, 4717 nt
Organism: Gopherus flavomarginatus (Mexican gopher tortoise)
Lineage: Eukaryota; Metazoa; Chordata; Testudines; Testudinidae
Gene: TBC1D9
Product: TBC1 domain family member 9
Exons: 13
Coding region: 1012-3225 (737 amino acids)
Molecular function (GO): calcium ion binding
Source: RefSeq, a predicted model, not a curated record
CCAUUUAACACUGCGAGUAGCUCGUCGCGCGCCUGUGCAUGGCGCCUGCUCCGGAGCAUUAAUGCAGUCCGCGAGGAGGGAGGGGGCGUAGUGCUUUUCUGCGGAGCCUUGCCCAGGGCACCUCUGGGUGCGUGCCUGGGUUUGGGGAGGGUGCAUGUGCGACGAGUGUGCUCAAAGGGAGCUGCGCUGCUUGGGUGGGGCGCUCGCUCUGUCAGCUGCCUACUUUCGCAGCAACGAGUACGCCGCUUGGUAUUGUUAAUGCAAUGAAGUUAAUGCAUGAGCAGGGUGGGUUGGAGAGGGCGCUGCGUGUCCCCUAAAGGAUCCGCGGAGGUCUGAGCGCUCCUCCCAGCUAGCUGAGCGUGCUGGGAGCAUUCAGCCGUCCGACAUCUGACGGGCUGUCUCGGGAUUCUUGUGCAACCCGGUCCAGGCUUAUUGGCUGACGCGCCCUGUGUAUGGUGUGAGACUGGGGGUGUGCCCGGGGGAUUAGAGUAGCAGCUGUGGUGCUGUGCUCACUGUGUAUGAGUCUGCUCUGACCCUGUCCUUUUAUUGCGGGUGGGGAGGGUGCCCGCCACUUCUGCAAUCAAAGCCUUCCCCGGGCGCUGCUGCCUGCGAGGGUGCCUGGUGCAUGGCGCAGGCAGGGCUGGGCGAGGGGCGGCAGCACGGCUGGGCUCCGCGGCCGCUGGUGCUGAUGUCACUGCUGUUCUCAUCGCUGCGUUGCUGAUCCUGCUGCCGCCGCUGCCUUUGCUCUAGGAUUGUAACAGCGCUGAUCGGGAGCGGCCGGCCGGGCUCCGGGGGGUGGGCAGACAGUGGGGGGUCACGGAGAGGCCGCUGCUUCCUUUCCAUCCUGUGGCUCGCUCGCUCUGUCUGGGGCUUUGUUGUCUCUCAGCUGGGUCGGACGGCGCGUUAAUGUGACCUGCGUUUCGCCAGCAUCCUCCUGGCCCCACCGCUCCGUGAAUGAUUUAAACCUUCAAAAGCAGCCAGAGCAAGCUGCCCUUUGUCUCUGCCGGGAGCAUGUGGGUGAACCCCGGGGAGGUGCUGCUGGCAAACGCCCUGUGGGUCACGGAGAGGGCCAACCCUUACUUCAUCCUGCAGAGGAGAAAGGGGCAUGGAGGAGAUGGAGGCGGCGGCGGACUGGCUGGUCUCCUAGUGGGUACUCUUGAUGUUGUGCUGGACUCCAGUGCUAGGGUAGCACCAUACCGAAUCCUCUACCAGGCGCCAGACUCCUUGGUUUAUUGGACUAUUGCCUGUGGUUGUUCAAGGAAGGAAAUCACUGAACACUGGGAAUGGCUUGAACAGAAUCUGUUGCAAACUCUUUCAAUCUUUGAAAAUGAAAAUGACAUAAACACAUUUGUCAGAGGAAAAAUACAGGGCAUUAUCGCAGAGUAUAACAAAAUUAAUGGUAUCAGAGAGGAUGAUGACACAGAAAAGUUUAAGGAAGCCAUAGUGAAGUUCCACAAGCUGUUUGGGAUGCCAGAGGAAGAGAAACUGGUGAACUACUACUCCUGUAGUUAUUGGAAGGGGAAGGUCCCCCGUCAGGGCUGGAUGUACCUCAGCAUUAACCACCUUUGCUUUUAUUCCUUUCUCAUGGGAAGAGAAGCAAAGUUAGUGAUCCGCUGGGUUGAUAUCACUCAGCUUGAGAAGAAUGCUACACUGCUUUUUCCUGACAUGAUCAAAGUGAGCACAAGGUCAAGUGAACACUACUUUUCGGUAUUCCUCAAUAUCAAUGAGACAUUCAAAUUAAUGGAGCAGCUUGCCAACAUAAAAUUUGGAAGUAUACGAGCAGAUCUGAUUGAACAGAUGAGAUUUAAGCAAAGACUGAAGGUGAUCCAGACUCUUGAAGACACCACUAAACGCAAUGUGGUGCGAACCAUUGUGACUGAGACUUCUUUUACUAUUGAUGAGUUGGAGGAACUCUACGCUCUUUUCAAGGCAGAACAUCUGACGAGCUGCUACUGGGGAGGGAACAGCAAUGCGUUUGACCGCCAUGACCCCAGCCUGCCGUAUCUGGAACAGUACCGGAUUGAUUUUGAGCAGUUCAAGGGGAUGUUUGCUCUCCUCUUUCCUUGGGCAUGUGGGACUCACUCAGAUGUGCUAGCUGCACGCUUAUUCAGACUGCUGGAUGGAAAUGGAGAUUCUCUAAUCAACUUCCGUGAAUUUGUCUCUGGGCUAAGUACAGCAUGUCAUGGAGAUCUUACAGAGAAACUGAAGCUGCUCUAUAAAAUGCAUGUAUUACCUGAUCCAUCCCCUGAGCAAGAAGAGCCAGAUUCUGCUUUUGAAGCAACUCAGUACUUUUUUGAAGACAUCACACCAGAGUAUACACAUGUUGUUGGCAUUGACAGCAGGAACAAACAAGCGGCAGACGAUGAGUUUGUUUCAGUGAGCCUGAAACCAGACAAAGGUAAGAAAAACUCACAAGAAAAUCGAAACUACCUGAGAAUGUGGAGUCAAGAGAAUAAAUCCAAAGCAAAGAAUGCGAAGGAUUUACCCAGACUGAAUCAGGGGCAAUUUAUUGAAUUGUGCAAGACAAUGUAUAACAUGUUCAGUGAAGACCCCAAUGAACAAGAUCUAUACCAUGCCACUGCUGCUGUGACAAGUUUGCUUUUGGAGAUUGGUGAGGUUGGUAAGCUCUUCACUGUUCAGCCCCCAAAAAGUACAGACAGUAGCAGUAACAACUGCAGCAAAGCUAUUCAGAGUAUGUUGUUUCAGAAGAAGGGGAGCCAGCAGUAUGAUUUUGACCAGCGUGAAUCCUUUCAAGCCAGCCUCAUUGCUAAUGAGGAGGAGACAGUUUCCCCUGAUAACGUAUUGAGUGUACAGAUGGAAGACAUUAAGCUUGAAGACUCUUCUCCCAGGGACAAUGGAGCUUGUUCUUCCAUGCUUAUUUCUGAUGAUGAUACUAAAGAUGACAGCUCCAUGUCCUCCUAUUCAGUACUGAGUGCAGGCUCGCACGAGGAGGAAAAGCUCCACUGUGAGGACAUAGGUGAAGAUACGGUUUUGGUGCAAAGCAGCCACAACACUUCUCUGCGUAGAAGCACUAGCAUUGACAGAGACUGGGCCAUCACCUUUGAGCAAUUUUUAGCCUCUCUCUUGACUGAACCAGCACUGGUGAGGUACUUUGACAAGCCUGUGUCCAUGAUGGCUAGAAUUACUAAUGCAAAGAACAUACGAAUGAUGGGCAAGCCAGUAACGUCCACAAGUGACUAUGAGAUCGCUACUAUGUCGGGAUGAAAGGGCAGUCAGGGGGUCUUUUAUUUUAGAUUUUUUAUUACAUAUUUAUUAGUACCUGACACAGGUCCUGGUAUUUUAAAACAUGGUAGCUUUCACUAAAGUGAAAAUAGUGGGGUGCAGACAUAACUCCCCUGAAUUGUAAUCACCUUUUGUGAGAAAUGUUACAAGAAUGCACCUUUUAUUCAACAUACAGAAAAAAUACAGUUGUCAGUGAAAUGUGUGUAUUAUUAACCCUGCUGUCAGUGUAAAAAUGGUAAAGAUUAGUUCUCAAUUCGUAACUCUAAAUGGAAUGACAGAUAUUUGUGUACGUUUUAAAAACAGACCUAUCAAAAAGGCCUAAUUCUUGACAAGAAAUGGGAGAUCUCUAAAAUUUAAAGGGGACACUCAAUCUGUAUAGGACCUGAAAGAAAAGUAAAUGCCAUGCAGCAUCCCUGGGGGAUGUCUGUCUUUUAAGAGACUAAUGGUUUUAAUGAAUGCUUUGAUUUUAUGUUUUUUAAAUAUAUAAAAGACAUCCUCUUGAGAUAUUUCCUGGGACCUGCCUUUCUUUGCUUAAGAAAGUUAUAGACUGGUUUCUCAACAGAUUGGGAGUAUCCCUUUUUAAAGUGGAAAAGGAUGUUUUUAAACAUUAAAUAUAAAAAGUACUUCUAUAGCUGGAUCUGCAGCGUAGUUAAUAUUAUUCAGCUCGCAAAACUAACCUUUACCACCAACCUAAUAAUAUAUCCUCAGUAAUGUAAGAAAUGAAAAACCUGCAUUGCAUAUGUCUUCAUUUACAGCACUGGAAAGUAGAAAUAAUGUAAACUGAAAAAAAUCUGCAAGAUAAUGUAACUGAAUGUUUUAAAGUCUUAUUGAGAACACUGUCACUCUAUAUAAUAUGAAUAUUAUCCUGUAUCAAUUUACUGAAUAUGUUAAAAUGAAAGCUGGAGCACCUGCACUUUGAAUCCUUGCUUUUUUAUACAAAUAUUCAAGAUUUUUUUUUAUGUUGCUAAAUGUUUUCUAAUUCAGUUAUUUAGUUCAGGAUCAUUCUGACAUGCCUAAAUUUUAUUUGCUGUCUUCAAAAUCUUUUCACCAGAAAACUGUUGGGUUUCUUUUAUACUACUGUACAUUAUGUCCAUGUAACUGUUCCAUAUUUUGAUACCCAAAGCUUCUGUUUAAUUUAUUUGUUUUAAAAGAAUCAUUUAAAAACUGUCAAUGUGGUCUUUAACCACAGAUAAAUGUGAACAAAUAAAAUACACUCAGCAAAGAAUGUGGUUCUUUUUUAACUAUUAAACCCAUGAUAAAUGGAAAAUUAGAUGAUUGUAGUUUUACACAGCUGUGCAGUGGAAAUUCCAUGAAGCAAAUGACUUGGGAUCUCCAACUAAUGAUUUCAGAACACAAAAUAUCAAUUGUUUCAUGACUUCAUUUUAUUCAAUAUUUGUGUGUUUGUAACAGGAAUAUGCUGUGAUGUAACAGUCAUUCAGCAGAAGUUUCUCACAUUACAGAAUGUCAUUAAACA